AUGAGAUGUCAAUUCUUGACUAGGCGACCGUUAGCCAGGGUGUUCCGUGAGGGGUGGACCCCCCCCGUGGAGGGGACUUCGGGCGUUCCAAACAACCUGCAUCAGGAUCUCAAGCGGGGGUUACCCACACCUGACUACGCUAACCCUCGGGAGAUUACUCAGCAGGAUGGGGGGGUUUAUAAGCUUGAUUGCAGGCCGUCCAGUCCAGGCCGUCCUGUUCCCUUCACCGGGAUUCUGGGAAACGUUCUCGUUAUCUACACGGUGAGCAGCACGUCUCUGGACUUGCACCACCUGCCCCCCCCCACCGACAUCAUCCUGGUGAACCUGGAGCUGGCCAACCUGCUGACCUCCGUGUUCCUCACGGUGCCCAUCUUCAUCUCCGACUUCGGCGUGGAGGUGUACCUGUCCACGGGCUGGUGCCGGGUCUUCAUGUUCGCCUGGGUGUGGUGGCGCUCGGUGGGCGUGUGGGCCACCUUCUCGCUCAGCCUCUUCCACUUCGUGACGCUGCGCCGGCAGGGCGUGGCCGGGCCUCUGGCACGGUGGGCGGAGCUGAGGAAGGUGGGUGCCGCCCUUUUCCUGGUUUGGGCGCUCAACAUCCUGUACUCGCUGCCUGCCUUCCUGUACUCUGCCCACGUGAGGGGCAACUCCACGGUGGAGUUCAUGGUGAUCAGCUGCACCACACGCCCCCUGCUGGGCUGCAUCUGGGAGUUCCCCUCCCCGCGCGUCGGGAUCGCGUUCGCCACCACCUCGCUGGUCCUCCACGAGGUGGCGCCCAUGGUGCUGAUGGUGGCCCUGAAUCUGGCCACGCUGUGCAUGCUGAAGAGGCACAUCUGCUCCGUGGCAGGGGCGGAGCUGACGGGCUGCCACGUGGACAGAGAGCGCAAGGCCAGCAAGGUGAUCGUGGCGCUGGUCACGCUGUUCGUGGUCUGCUGGGGCACGCAGAUGCUCUCCGUGUCCUACUACAACUACAACAGGGGCGAGCAUGCCGUGUUCCUGCUCACGCUGGCACACUUCACCUCCUCCAUCUUCGUGGGAUUCAGCCCCCUGGUGGUGGCGUUCGGCCACAGCAAGCUGCGCAACAGGAUGAAGAGGAUGCUGCUCUGGGGCAGGGAGGAGGAGCAGGGAAGAGGAGAGGAGGAGGAAGACAAGGGGGCAGGAAAGGUGAUCAGCAGGGCAGGGAACGAUCCCCAUCCCUCCUGCUGAUUCAGGGAACUGAGCCGACUCUCUGCAGCAACUUCACUAGCCAUGCUGCUGGAAGCAAGAGCACAGCCAAGUGCAGUGAAGAAACAAAGACUGGAAAAGCACAGACACUCCACCUAUACACACAACCAUACAUAUACACAACUAUA
Molecule: messenger RNA, 1349 nt
Organism: Polyodon spathula (Mississippi paddlefish)
Lineage: Eukaryota; Metazoa; Chordata; Actinopteri; Acipenseriformes; Polyodontidae
Product: olfactory receptor class A-like protein 4
Exons: 3
Coding region: 1-1203 (400 amino acids)
Biological process (GO): G protein-coupled receptor signaling pathway
Cellular component (GO): membrane
Molecular function (GO): G protein-coupled receptor activity
Source: RefSeq, a predicted model, not a curated record